Messenger RNA from Arabidopsis lyrata subsp. lyrata, 3166 nucleotides. RefSeq names its product kelch repeat-containing protein At1g19470. Gene Ontology annotation, molecular function: protein binding. Lineage: Eukaryota; Viridiplantae; Streptophyta; Magnoliopsida; Brassicales; Brassicaceae. The record is from RefSeq and is a predicted model, not a curated record.
UUACCAAGCGUCACUCUAUCUAAAAAAAAAAAAACCCCCCAGUCUUAUGUAUUCUAUAUAUACUGCCAUAUUAUAUAUCAUAUUCUCAACCAAUAUAUUGUUUACUCCACAAAAGUCAUUCUUUUUUGUGAUGAAAUGUUACAUUCAUUGAAGAUUUUUUUUUUUUUUUUUUUUUUAAAGAGUGCUAUUUACAGAUGAAUGAAUUGAAAAACAUUGAAGUCAUUCUUUUAAAUAAGAUAUGUAACUUAUUAGUUGUUAAUAACGUCGGCAUAAUUGAGAUCCCAAAAUCUCACAAGUUACAUACACGAGGUUUUUGUAUUUUUAAAAACUUCUAAAUCGAGAUAGAUCUAUGGUCGAUGAGGCGACGACAAAAAAAGCCAGUAGAUAUCACACCAAACACGUCUUAUUGGGGUUAUGAUUCAUAGGCUCUGAUUCAUCGUUCAAAUCAAGAUAUAAUAAUAUUCUGUUGACCCAACAAUGCAGAUUCGUAUAUUUUCACUGUUCUUUUGUCUCGUUCUCAUCUCUCACGUGUAAGUGUUUAUGUUCUUACAUCUCUGUGUAGCCGUUUCCGGAUCCCGACACAAGCAUUCUCUUCCAUUGUCCCCACUUUGCUUAGUUGGUCUAAUAGUUUUAUUUUAAAAUCAGUUUCUAUAUUUGAUUGGUCUAUUUAUGGGUUUAGUAUCAGUAAGCAACACGAUUUUCACCUAUAACGUACGAGUACAUGCAACACGAUUGUACAUGUCACAUUUAUCUUCAUUAUCUUGAAUUUAAAAUGUAGUGUGUAGUUGGAAAAAAGAAAUUAUUUGUUGGUCGUUCAAUUUUUAAGUGAGAUAAUUGGUGGACUUUAUAGGCCUAAUUUAAGUUACCAAAAUUGGGCUUUAACAAGGAUCCAUACACUUUAGGUUGAAACAUGAAUUUUUGAUUCCUAACACCGGAAAAACAAAAACAAUACAAAAUCCUCCUCUUUGAAACAACUUAGUCGACGAUUAUUAUCUGAUUCACUUUUUCAAAUGGAUACGAUUAGCAUGGAUCAGAAUCAAAAUAUGCAGUAAUGCAGAUCGAAACAUCUUUGAACAAAUUCAAGGGAAGCUUUCGAGAGUAAUUAUAGCUUUGCGUUCAUCCCACGAAUGGCUAAGCCGCCCUUAAAAGUUAUGUAGACAAUUCCACUUUUGGACUUGAGUGGCUCUUCAUCUUCACUACUAGUUUCUGUCGCCGCUUUCACAAUCGUCAACUUUUGAUGGUUAGGCCCUUUCUUUAGCCUCAAGGCUUACUUGCAUCUAUCAAGAACUUGCUGCAGGUGAGAAAUCUUUAUUACAUCUACCGUUUAACAGUUUGUUGAUCUGAGAGCAAAUAUCUGAACCCUCAAGAAAAGAUAUAAAACGACGGACCAGACUCUUUUUUUCGUUUCCCGAGAGUCAGUUUCACUUGGAGAAGAAGAAGAGUAAUUCGAAAAAAAAAAAAAAACUUGCCUGACAAAGACCCAAUUGAAUUUGUGGUGAAAUUUAUAUAGUUGUUGCUGAUUUUUUGGUAAAAUGUGAAAAUACAAUCAUACUAUUAGAACGAGUUUUAAAGAAAAAAAAACAAAUGAAAUUAUGGCUAUAAAUACACAUUACACGAGAGCUUUUUUCAAAAAUCAAAUCAAGCUCUGUUUCCAUUAUUUCUCGCUGCUGACUUCACACACGACGAUGGUUAAUAUCUCUGAAAUUCUCGACGACUCUAACGACGGCGGCAAUCCAAACAAGAAACCAGAAGAACAAGUUUUAAGAAGAAGUAGCCGAAUCUCGACAAGAAACGAGAAUCAAAACAAGAAGCCCAAGGAAGAAGAAAAAGAAGAUAUUCGCUCGAUAUCUUUCCCAAUUCCAGACGAUCUCACGGAAGCUUGCAUCGCACUCAUCCGGAGAUGUGACUACCCUAGUCUGUCUUCCGUCUCAAGUUACUUUUUCACUCUCAUCGCUUCGUCAAGACUCUACGAAACGCGUUCGCGCCUCGGUCUUUCUGAAACCUUUCUUUACGCCGCCAUUAAAUUCCCUGAUGACAUUCCCCCAAAAUGGUACAUUCUCCAUCGAAACAAGGUUUCUUCUUUACGUUUGACGGAACUCAGCUCACUUCCACCUGUGCCUUAUGGAUGUUCUGUCGUCACAAUUGGUCAAUAGAUGUAUGUAAUCGGUGGAGUCAUCGACAGAAGACGCUUACAGUCUAUGAAUCUCAUCGAUUGCAGAACUCAUAAGUGUCGCUCCCUCCCGAAGAUGAAAAGGGGUCGUUACAAUGCAGCCGCCGGAGUUAUUGACGGAAAGAUUUUUGUAAUCGGAGGCUGAAUGGUGUUUGAUCUAAAGAAACAGAGUUGGGAAUCUUUGCCUGGUCCGUACCCUAAAACUAGUUCGGGUUGCGAGUGGAAAACAUAUGUGGUGAUGGAAGAGAAGUUAUACAUUUUGGAUUCUAAAUUUUGUUUGGUUUACGAACCAAAAAGAAACAUUGAAUGGGACGCAUCCGUCGGAGCAACUCCUUUAAUGGAUUUGUGGAAAUAUACAUGUUGUGUGGUAGAUGAUAUGUUGUAUACGAUUGAUCGUCAGCGUACUCUUGGACAUCCAAGUAUAGUCGUGUAUGAUCCAAAGGACAAGACUUGGAGACCUGUGAAAGGUGAAUCUUUGGGAAGAUUGCCUAGUUAUCUCUUUGAUAAGUCUGAAAUGGCGAAUUUUGGUGGAAAGUUGGUGAUUUUGGGUAGUAACGAGAGCUAUGUUACUGGUGAUUGCAUUGGGGAAAAAGGUAUUUGGUGCGUAAUGAUCGCGUUGGAAAAACGUGAAGGAGAAGAGAUUUGGGGGAUGGUCGAAUCACUCGACUGUGUGCUUGGAGACAUAAACUUUCUGAUGGUUAGGCUAUGUCGAACAGUGACCAUUUGAUGAUACAUGGGAUGGUUUCUUGCAGGUGAAGGAUCUUUAUUACUCAAGAGUAACUCUGUCCUUCUUUACCUCUGUGCACAUUGAUAAUAUUCGUACAUAAUUAUUAUAGCCUUGAGUAGAUUUCUUAAGCUGUAACAAGAUUACAAGAGUGGGCUAGCUGCAUUUUUACAAAAUAUUCUUACCAAAACUUGUUGAAAUGCAUCUUUAGUUAUAGGCUUAUAGCUAUGUUUUGAGUUUUUCUGCAGUUUCACUAACAUGCUCUCAAGUUU